Messenger RNA from Desarmillaria tabescens, 1877 nucleotides. RefSeq lists its product as uncharacterized. The transcript is spliced from 3 exons. Gene Ontology annotation, molecular function: protein binding. The record is from RefSeq and is a predicted model, not a curated record. Lineage: Eukaryota; Fungi; Basidiomycota; Agaricomycetes; Agaricales; Physalacriaceae. The coding region runs from base 108 to 1481 and encodes 457 amino acids.
UUCGAUAUGCUCUUCUUAUCAACCUUCGGUCAACUUUCUUUUCGUUGCAACCUGGACUUCAGCAAAAAAAAUCCGGAUAUUGGUAACGUUCACAGACCCCCAUUCUCAUGUCGGCUCAUCUUAUUUUCACGCGGGACAAUGGCGACACUGCUCAUUCAAUAUGUAGCACCAAUGAAAAUUUCUGGUACAGUCUAUUCUGCAUUGGCUGCCUAGUAGCGGUAUAUACAGGAGUGUUCUUUGUCCUCAUCCGCGUCAUCUUCCUCAUCUCCUUGAUCCCCUCCUGUAUUCUGCUGUAUAGGCGAGUCAGGGUAGGCUAUGCUUCGUUUUGUCAAGGCUCCAAAGAGAAUCUUCCCAUUAUAAUCGACUUUUACCGUUACUUUUGCAUUCUCCAUCCUAUACGACGUCUCCGCGUCUAUUGCCGCUCCCACAUUUACCCUAGAUAUCGAGACCAUAUAAUGGUACCCCGAGAUUGCAUCCUUCCUCAAGAACUGUGCGAAGUCAUCAUCCACUUCUGUCAUUCCGAUCGAGAGACCCUCCUUGCUUGCAGCCUUGUCUGCAGGGCGUGGGUUCCGUCCAGUCGGUCCCUCUUGUGGACACGUGUUCACUCCGGUGACCAUGUACGAGAGUUUGUCAAACUCUUGCAGUCGCCAGAAAACACCAUCUCUCCGUACAUCCAGUCAAUCUGGCUUGAGAUGUAUACAAAGUGGGACCGACUGAUUCGAUACCAGCAUGCUCUUCGUGCCCUUGCUAAUGCCGAUGCAAUCCUGAUACGAGCAAUAAUCACCGGACAGUCGCUGGAUCCAGUGAGGGCACUACACUGUCAUUUCCCACACAUUAAGCGACUCUCGUUUAAUUACGAGGAUCUAGGAGAUAACGAGGCGACAUCUGCCGCCAACUUCAGGCGACUCCUCUGGUAUUCGAGCCUGUUCUGUCACCUCGAACGACUUUCGAUACGAUUCUUGAACCCAGGGGGCACGGACAUUCCACUGUCCUCAUUAGAAGAAUGCAAACUUCCUAUGCACUUGCGUUCACUAUCGUUGAAAUGCUGGAAUCGGGAUCUCCUGUGUUGGCUUGAGAGUCGCCACAAGACACUCAGGCUGACGACUUUCAAACUGAAGAUUGAAAAUAGUUCAUGCACGUUGGAUCCCAGUCCCAUCAACGGCAUCCUCAGAACGUGCUACACAAGUCUUCGGUCCGUCACUUUUACUGUCGUGGAGUGGGACAAUGGGUUUCUUGACCUAAGUCCCUUGGUAGAACUUCGGACAGUUGUGUUUUACGUCUACCACUUCCCUUCAGGAAUGGAAACGAUAGCUUCAUUGAAUUCGAGUCAUAUUGAAACGAUCACUAUCAUAACAAGAGAUGACGAAAGUAUGAUGAGUAAUUAUCUGGACAAUUUCAUGACUGGAAUAGGUUUCACUUUCUUGUAUGGGAGAUAUGCCCUGCGACGAUAUGUUCCAUCUACGGUCCGGAGUCGCUCUUGAUUUUGGAUAUAGCCUUAUCCGCGUUUACUUUAGGAUAUGUACCAGAUGUAAUGUAAUUCUCGACUACGACCAGAUCUGCCCUGAGGUCAAAUCAUCUGUCGUUAUCCCCUCGAAUAUCCAAAACCUCAUCCUGUAGUUCAAACUAAGGAGAGAGAAGGUACACUAGCUACUUGCCAGGGUAGACUACCUUGUUGAUGAUCAGGGACAUCACGGCCAGUGCUCGAUACUUCUACCCUAGAGGAAGCGGCGUUGUGGAGAUUUAGCAGCAUACGAGUCGUAAGAACGCCUAGAGCAGCAUGAAACGGUCUAGGAAACUAUUCGUACAUAUCCACUAUGAUGGCUUCUAGGCAACACGCACCCAUAACUGAACCUAGGAAGUUUAUCCACUCCCUGAGC